Messenger RNA from Pseudovirgaria hyperparasitica, 807 nucleotides. RefSeq lists its product as uncharacterized. The record is from RefSeq and is a predicted model, not a curated record. The coding region runs from base 1 to 807 and encodes 268 amino acids. Lineage: Eukaryota; Fungi; Ascomycota; Dothideomycetes; Acrospermales; Acrospermaceae. The transcript is spliced from 2 exons.
AUGGAUUUCGAUACUCAUGAUCCAAACUCCUUCUCCAUUGAGGCCUCUUCCACGCCACUCCUCACCCUCCUCAAGUCUCUCCUCUUGCUGACACUCAUCCCGCCAAUGUACAUCAUCGUGAACGACUACACGGCCUUUACCUCGCUCGGCCCCGGCGGCACCCCCAGCACGCCCUACGGCUAUCUGAAAAUCCGCUUCCUCAGCCUCUUUGCACUGCGCGAUCCGUACGCUCCAGCAUUCGUCCACCCGCACUUUACGCCCGGCGUACUGUCCGCACUACCAAAGCGUGGUGCGCCGAGACCGCGUGUCGCAGGCAUUGCACCCCAUCGACAAACAACACAGCGCAUCACGCCGGGCAUGUACGCACUAUUCAGUGAUGUACUGAAGAGCCUGGCAAAGGACCCCGCGAAUCAUCUCGUCCAGGGCACGAGUUGCUUCGAGAAACACGGGACAGGACUGUUCAGUCUGGCGCCUAUUGUGCGGACGUGUCGUGGGGAAGUGUGCCAUCUGCACCCUUCGGAUGGAAGCAUGCAUCUGAGCUUGCACCCCGCAGACGCGAAGAUUGUGCUUGAGGCCGGCUGGGGCGAAAGGCAUCCACUUGCCCAGGGAGGGUGGAUGAGGAGAUUUGUGCCACGGGAGUUUAUGAUGGUGUAUGCCCCGCGUGAGGAGGAAGAUGUAAGGGUUCUGGUGGAGAUUGUGAGUGCUGCGGCCUGGUGGGUUAGUGGGAGGAAGAUUGGAGGGAGGGAUGAUGAGAAUGGUCGCGGCGAGAAUAGGAACAGAUUGACAGAGCGUCCGGCGAACGUAUGA